Messenger RNA from Pyrus x bretschneideri (Chinese white pear), 1416 nucleotides. RefSeq names its product ethylene-responsive transcription factor ERF061-like. Gene Ontology annotation, biological process: regulation of DNA-templated transcription. Bases 291 to 1256 code for a protein of 321 amino acids. Lineage: Eukaryota; Viridiplantae; Streptophyta; Magnoliopsida; Rosales; Rosaceae. The record is from RefSeq and is a predicted model, not a curated record. Gene Ontology annotation, molecular function: DNA-binding transcription factor activity; DNA binding. The transcript has a single exon.
CGUCCUUUCAGCAUAGUAAAUUCACGAGUCUUGCCCCAAACUCCACCAACAAAACAAAUCUCACUCCUCCUCUCUCACAGACCCAAAAGCUUCUCCCUUUGAGCUCUCAUCUUUGAUAUUUUCUGAUCCAUAUAUUUUUCUCCGAUCAUUUUCCUUGUUCUCCAUCUCAAAAAUUUCGUUUUUUGUUCUGAAUUUUUAGGAAGGGGACUUAUUUGCAGUUCCCUGUUUCCUACACAUUGAUAAUAUUUCAGAACACUCUGUUUCAAUUUUGUUUAUUAUCCCAGAAUAUCAUGGACAUAAUGCAUGAAAACAACCUUGCUUUUGGGUUCACAGACGCCAUUGACAUCCCAUCUUCUCUCUCAAAUCUCAUACUAACAAGCUCCACAAACACCCUGGACUCGAUUUUCUCUCACUGCCCCCAAACACUCGCCACCACCGUGACAACCACCACCAGCGGCAGUUCUGUAUCUGAGCCGCUGGGCUCAUCAGUUUACCUCCGCCAGAGAGACCUCCUCCAGAAGUUCUGCGACGAAAGCCGAGCAAACGUAAACACCACGGCCUCGCGCUCUUUUGCGAGGAACCCAUUUCAGAGUUCGGCUUGUUCUUCAACUACUUACAUGGCUCCAUGCAAGAAGAAGCUCUACAGGGGAGUACGGCAGAGGCAUUGGGGCAAAUGGGUCGCCGAGAUCAGACUCCCUCAGAACAGAAUGAGAGUCUGGCUCGGUACCUACGACACCGCGGAAGCCGCCGCCUACGCUUACGACCGGGCGGCCUACAAGCUCCGCGGAGAGUACGCGAAGUUGAAUUUCCCCAAUCUCAAGGACCCGAACAAUUUGGGUUUUGGCCACGGCUCUAGACUGAACGCUGUGAAAAACACCGUGGAUGCGAAAAUCCAAGCUAUUUGCCAGAAGGUGAAGAGAGAAAGAGCAAAGAAGAAAGUGAAGAAGAGCAGCUCUUCAGUUGGUGGUGAUGGGAGUUUCCCUGAGAACGGGAAGGUUGUGAAGAUGGUAUCCUCGCCGUCGCCUUUGGUCGAUGGCGAAGGUUUUGGUCACGAAAUGGUGUCAUUAACGCCCACGCCCACCGUGUCUGAGGACGGGGUUUGGAGGAGUGAGAACUCGCCGCCGUCUGUUUCAACAGAGUUUCAAAUGGGGAUGGCGGAGUUGGGAAUGGGAGAGAAGUCGGAAUUUGAGGGGUGUUCACUUGCCAAAAUGCCUUCAUUUGAUCCAGAGUUGAUUUGGGAAGUUCUUGCUAUUUAGAAAGAGGAUUUUGAUUUGGGAAAUCUGGAUUUUAUAUUAAUCUUCCCUUAAUUUUAUCAACGGAUUUUUGUCAUAACCCGUCUCUUAUGUUUAUCAAGUCAUCAGUUUGGUCCCUUAUGUUUAAAACUCAUCAUCCUCUAUCAAUAAAUUCACUCAUCAA